AUGGAGAAUAUAAGGGGCCGAGGAAGAGGCCGUAGACCGGAUGAAAAUGUGCCUGUUCAAAACAAUAAAGAUGAAGAAGAAAGUAUUGCUGAAAUACAUUCUGAAAGUCAAAGCAUUUCUAAAAUUGACAUGGAAGCUGAUAUCUCUCAAUUAGAAGCUCCAACAUUUACUACCAUUAACAGAGGACCUCCUGAAGCUAUGCUAAGAUUACAAUGGGGUCACCCCGUUAAUCUUUUGGGUGAAAAAGUUCUUAAUCCAAUGAUACAUUGUUGUGACCAAUGCCUUCAUCCAGUUUUGAUUUAUGGAAGAAUGAUUCCAUGUAAACAUGUUUUUUGCCUCAGUUGUGCCAAAUCGCAAACCUCAGAAUGUCCUCGUUGUAAAGAAACUUUAAUUAGAGUAGAAGAAACUAGUUUGGGAUCUCUAUUUAUGUGCACACAUGGAGGAAGCAGGUAUGGAAAUAAUGGAUGUGGAAGAACUUAUUUAUCAGAAAGGGAUUUACAAGCACAUAUUAAUCAUCGGCACGUAGCUAUUUCAGGAGAAGAUCAUUUAAAUCAACAAUUUCCAGUUCAUGAUCCUCAGAAAGUUGCAGAAGUUCGAAAUAAAUCAGAAAUUCGGCCACCAACAGUAGCAAAUGCAUCUUUUUAUGAUAAUGAAAAGCCUAAAAUAUUUGAAGAAACAGAAUGUUUGGGCUAUGCUUCUACCAGGACUAGGGAAACAAAUAAUUCUAUAAAUAGAAGUAGCAAUCUUAUAACAGUUCCAUUGCAAGGUCAACAACCACAAGAUCCUUACUACCUCAAUUAUAAUUCUGUAUCUGGGUAUUAUCCUCCUUCUUAUCAAGAAUAUGCACAACCUCCUCCCCCACAAACGGAUCUGUCGAUACCUCAACAAUGGCCGAAUAAUCAACAAUUUUACGAGAUAUGGAGUCAUUACAGUGAAUUAAUGUGUUAA
This is a messenger RNA of Pediculus humanus corporis (human body louse), 948 nucleotides long. RefSeq lists its product as uncharacterized. Gene Ontology annotation, biological process: protein ubiquitination; regulation of cell adhesion. Gene Ontology annotation, molecular function: ubiquitin protein ligase activity. The record is from RefSeq and is a predicted model, not a curated record. Lineage: Eukaryota; Metazoa; Arthropoda; Insecta; Psocodea; Pediculidae. Bases 1 to 948 code for a protein of 315 amino acids. The transcript has 6 exons.